Messenger RNA from Caenorhabditis auriculariae, 2147 nucleotides. The record is from the annotation of a GenBank genome assembly. Lineage: Eukaryota; Metazoa; Nematoda; Chromadorea; Rhabditida; Rhabditidae.
AUGAGUUCCACAACUCCGCAUGGAGAGCCGGCCUCAGCUGAAGGUAUUUAUCAAUCAUAGCAGAAAAUGAAAUGUUUUCCUUCAGGGAACGGCGAACGGACUACGGAUAAUUUUUUCUCGUCUUUUGUAUCAAGUAUUUAACUAUAUUCCCGUGAACUUGAGAUAAUUCCGUGUUUUUCAGAAGGCCACAGCAUAGAUCUCAGCCAUGGAGCCAAAAGCUUCUUUCAUUCUAACCGUGAGUAUGCAAAAAGGCCUAAGGUUGUUGAAUUUUUUCCUUCAGUACUUUUUAGCAAAAAUUGUCAUUCUCUUUUUUUAAAAGUUGCACACUUUUUGCUUUUUUCGUUCAAGUUAUGCGCGAAAUUUUGAGGGUAGCAAACAUUUUUAUCAUUGAUUUUUGAGAGAACGAGAAAUUCUUCACAUCUAUUUUUUUCCAGACAAACAUGGCUUACCCAGCAAUUUCAAAGAAAUGAAUGAAGCUCUGCUUAACUUUGACACAGGUGAUUUUUAUCAGUGUUUCUGAUUUCCUGUAUGAUCUUCCUGCUGAUGCCAAUUUCAUUCCGAGUUAAAAUUUUUGAAGUUUUUUUUUCAGUGUCUAUCGACAACUUGGAGGCUUUGAAUGUCGCCCUGGGAUCAGUUUCGCGUGGUAAAUUCAUGAGUUGAUUACCAACUGUGUGAAAAAUUUCGUUUUGUGAAUAAUUCUUCGAUUCAAAUGUAGUCAAUGUUUCCCGACUUGAAGGGCGAGGGAGGCGGGGCAAGGGCGGGACGCGUAGCGUGUGCGUUCGCGGUUCUUGCCACGUGUACAAUUCAACCGCCAUCUACUCUUUGAAAAGCCCGUUUUUCGCUUUUUUCAUUCCUUUUUUAAUUAUUUAUUGAUUAUGUUCAUGUGUGCAUCAAAAAGAAAACAUUGAAAAAGAGCGGUUGCCGAGCUUUUUAGAUAGUCGGCGACAAUUGAAUUGAGCUCGUGCCGAGAACCGCGUACGCACACGCUACGCGUCCCGCCCCUUGCCCCGUCUCCUUCGCCUUUCAAGUCGGGAAACAUUGACUAUAUUACGAAAUAAAAGCGCUCUUUUUUCCAGAAAUCCGGAGGGAAUCGAACAAUUGGAGCUUCAAUCAGGCGAGAAAAAAGACCGUCGUCGCCGACCUUCAGGAAAAACAAAAGAGAAUCCGCAAAACUCUUGAAAGUCGCAUUGCGGAUAUUGAUGGGAUCUUCAGUGCGUUUCUCAUUUCAAUCAAAUCGAAAUGAAAAGAUUUUCAGAUUCUUUGAUCGACGAGUUGCGAAGUGAACAGCCAAAAGUUGCCGAAUACAGCUGUGAGUGAAGUUUUUCGAUUUUUUUGUGAAAAAGUGCAAGAAAAGAUGGCUUUUCCGAAUUUCUAAUCUGUAUUACCCAUAAAAAAAAGGGUGUGUUUCUUAAUCGAACAGGCCUUAUAGGGACCGAAAAAGUUGUCCCUAUAGGGGAAAAUCAAGGCGGUCCCUAUAGGGUUUUAGGGUAUGAUCUCUCAGCCUCUAAAGUUCAAGUGGACCCUAUAGGGGUCGUUCAAUUUCAUUCAAAAAAGCUAAAUUAUUCAUUUUAUUGCAUGGAGAUGCUUCUUCGCAUAGAGUUCAUGAAAAUUAUCAACUACCAUGUCCCCUAUAGGGACCGCUUUUACAAGCUUCAGUGGCCCCUAUAGGGGUUGGUUAAGUGGUCUUUAAGUUUGCCCUAUAGCGGCAACUCGAGAGUUCUUAAAAAGUAUUUUUGCAAAAUUUUCGCUGGGGUGUUUGACGAUUUUGCGGGUUCCGAGACGAAUAGCGCUAUUUAGGAUUGUUUUGAGCCAUGCGUGUUUUUUAAGGGACCGUAACUUCCAUUUUAUCAAAGCUAUUUCAUUUUUCAAAAUCAAGGAGAUCUAUUUUUUUUUUUGUUAAGUUCAUUUUAUUUCAGUUGACAUAACUGCUUUCCGCUGUCAAAGGGAGACGAGCCCUAUAUUGAAAAGUCGAGCCACAAGCACACUUCGAGCUGAACAAAGCAAUAAGUCGAAUCCUUUCAAGCGGUAUAGACCCCGGCGUCGCAUUCGUAAAUUUUUGCGAAAUCAGGAAGCUUCUAGGGGCUCAGAGCCUCGAUAGGACCCAUCGCAAUGAGAAUUUCGAUCAGAAUUGCUCUCCCUCGCCUUGA